CACAAGAAUUAUUAGAAAGGGGGAAACCAAGGUUGGGGCAAUCCAGAAGAUUUGUGUCCAUUUUCGGUGCAAGCUGCUUUAUAUAAAAAGGCAGCAAGUUGCAACUCAAUGCUCAACACUCGCCAAUCCCGCCCCGACCUUGAUCACCAGUAGUGCACUCUCAGCAAGGUCUUAUUCUCAGCAAGAUCUUAUCCUCAGCGAGAUCUUAUCCUCAAAUUCCAAUCUCAUCAUGAGACUAUCCACACAAAUGCUCUCACCUGGUGGAGUUGCCCUAGUCUUGCUCAGCUUGCUCAUUUUCCAUACGACAGCCAGUGCAGAUGCACCACCCCGUGUUCACAGGAAGAAUCAAGGCAACAGUCGCAUACAGCAAGACGAACUGGCAUGGCCUGAGUUGCACAAAAUGAUCGGCGUUGAUUAUCGACCAGAUGGCUCCUCAAAGCUGGGCUACGGACAGAGCCAGCAGGUGGAAUUCGAAAUCACGGGCGUUAAAGAUGAUAAUAAGAAUCCUUCUUCGACAAGAUCAAGGCAGAAGUUCAAGAGUGAAUUUCAGUCUAAAGACAGAUGCCUACUGUUCGUGGACGAGUUUGAUAAGCUGGACAACUCGGUUUGGAGGCACGACCUUACCUUGACAGGCGGAGGCAACUUUGAAGUACAGGCGUACAUUAACAACCGCACAAAUACCUUUGUGAAGGAUGGUAUUUUUUACAUCCGCCCUACGUUAACCGAGCAUCGCAUUGGUGCUGAGGCUCUUCGCGAAGGUGGGGUUCUUGAUAUGUGGGGUACGGAUCCUGGAACCCAGUGCACAGGCAAUUAUGACUAUGGCUGCUAUCGGGUAGCCGGAGCUGGAGGUAACAUUCUGAACCCGAUCCAGUCUGGGCUUGUUCGAAGCGCCAACAGCUUCAAGUUCCGGUACGGAAGGGUUGAAGUGAGGGCAAAGAUGCCAAAGGGCAAGUGGAUUUGGCCUGCAAUAUGGAUGCUACCAGCGCACUAUCAGUAUGGAGGUUGGCCUGCUAGUGGUGAGAUUGAUUUGGUCGAGUCCCGAGGAAAUGGCCCUGAUUAUCCUGGAGGAGGAUAUGACAAGGUUGCUUCGACUCUCCAUUGGGGUCCAUCAUUUGAAUUUAACAGGUACCAGAUGACUCAUGCAGAAUAUGCGCUCCCUGACGGAAAGAGCUUUGCGGACGACUUCCAUGUAUUUACAUUGGACUGGCGGCCAGAGGGUAUCAAGACAUUUGUGGACGACAAUCUGUUGCUUGAUGUGUCUUUCGAUGACAUGUUCAAGAAGGGGAACUUCCCUUCAUGGGUCGACAAUCUGUGGGCUGGGUCCAAAUCAGCGCCCUUCGAUCAAGAGUUCUAUUUGAUGAUGAACGUAGCUGUUGCAGGAACUGCAGGGUACUUUCCAGACGGGGUGGGCGGCAAACCUUGGAACGACAAGUCACCGCAUGCAGUGAACGAGUUUUAUGCAGCCAAAGACGACUGGUAUCCGACCUGGGGUUCAGAAUCAGGAACAGAUCGCGCCCUUGCGGUAGAUUAUAUUCGCGUGUACAAACACAGCUGUUCGGCACAGAAGUAGUAAUAAACAAUUCUUGGACUUUA
This is a messenger RNA of Gamsiella multidivaricata, 1593 nucleotides long. RefSeq names its product concanavalin A-like lectin/glucanase domain-containing protein. The record is from RefSeq and is a predicted model, not a curated record. Gene Ontology annotation, biological process: carbohydrate metabolic process. The coding region runs from base 230 to 1570 and encodes 446 amino acids. Gene Ontology annotation, molecular function: hydrolase activity, hydrolyzing O-glycosyl compounds. NCBI's taxonomy places the organism in Eukaryota, Fungi, Mortierellomycota, Mortierellomycetes, Mortierellales, Mortierellaceae. The transcript has 6 exons.